This is a messenger RNA of Glycine soja, 740 nucleotides long. RefSeq names its product late embryogenesis abundant protein 2-like (gene PM30). The transcript has 2 exons. The record is from RefSeq and is a predicted model, not a curated record. The coding region runs from base 107 to 529 and encodes 140 amino acids. NCBI's taxonomy places the organism in Eukaryota, Viridiplantae, Streptophyta, Magnoliopsida, Fabales, Fabaceae.
CAACUCAAACUUAGUCACAGGUGUUUGCAAUACUAGCGAUAGCUGAUAAGAGAGAUACCAACAAGAAAAGAAAAAAAGAAGAGUUGAGAUUCCCUUUGAAGAAAAGAUGGCAUCCCAUAGGCAAAGCUAUGAAGCUGGUCAAACUAAGGGCCGAACUGAGGAAAAGACGAACCAGACGAUGGGCAAUAUUGGAGAGAAGGCUCAAGCUGCAAAGGAGAAGACCCAGGAAAUGGCCCAAGCUGCAAAGGAGAAGACCCAACAAACAGCCCAAGCUGCCAAGGACAAGACUUGCGACACUUCCCAAGCGGCAAAGGAGAAGGCCCAACAGAAUACAGGAGCUGCUCAACAAAAGACCUCAGAGAUGGGCCAGUCCACGAAGGAAUCGGCCCAGUCAGGGAAGGACAACACCCAAGGGUUCCUGCAGCAGACAGGGGAGAAGGUGAAGGGCGCAGCCCAAGGUGCUACAGAGGCUGUGAAGCAAACCCUUGGCUUGGGCGAGCAUGAUCAAGACAACCGCAGAAAUUACUAAUACUAUAAUUUGAAGUGCUUUCUUGUAGUAGUGGUUUACGCAGCAUGGCUUUUUAAAUAAGCUGCUAUUCCCUACACUCCUACCUAAGGAGUGUACUAUUAUCCGCAGUUUCUAUUCUCUCUAGCUACUUUCAUGUAUGUUCAAUGCUAUAUAUAGCCUUGAAUUAAUGUCAACUAUGUUCUAAUUAAUGCUAUAGCUUCGGUUUGUGUUA